CGCCUGACGGGGGCUGGGGCUGGGUCGUCACUUUCGGAUGCUUCAUCAUCGCUUUCCUGGUGGACCUCCUCGGGCCCUGCUUCGGCAUCAUCUUCUCCAAGCUUCUGUUGAAUCUCAGGACGUCCUCCACCAGCGUGGCCUGGCUCUUCAACCUCAGGGCCUUCAUCUUCAACAUGUCCACGCUGCUCCUGGGCCCCCUCAUGGCCGAGCUCGGGUGGCGGGUCGUGGCGUUCCUCGCGGGCGUCAUGUGCGCCCUCGGCCUCGGGAUCUCGGCCUUUGCCACCUCCACGCUCCUCCUCCUGAUGUACUCGAUCCUGACAGGCAUCGGAGGCGGGUUGCUGAUGGGCAUCAUCUUCUCCAUCAUACCUCACUACUUCAAAAAGCGACGCGGCGUUGCCAACGCCUUCAUGAUGGUUGGGCUGAGCGCCGGCCAGAUGGCGGGCCCUCUCCUCAUCAAUUACCUCCAAGUGGAAUACGGCUAUUUGGGAGGCACGCUCGUGCUGUCCGCCAUUGUGCUGAACUGCUGCGUGGGGGCGGCCGUGUUCCAGCCCGUGGAGUGGCACGUGAAAAAGGCCAAUAGGAAACUUAGCAACAAUAACAAUACCAAAGCCUCGCGAAGACCAAAGGCGGACGAGGUGGAAGCUCCGAGGUACUCGGCGCUCGCGCGCGUCUUCAACACGACUCUGAACAACCUGAAACUCCUGAAAUCGUCUCGGAUUCUCAUCAUCGCUCUCAGUUCAGCGCUCAACAUGAUCAGCUACCUGAACUUCCUCAUGAUGGUCCCCUUCGUGUUGCAGACCAUCGGGUACUCCAUGCAGGAGACGACCUGGUGCGUCUCUGUGUCCGGGCUGUGCAACAUGGUGUCCCGGCUGGUGGUCUCGGCGCUCACGGACUGCCCCGGAUUCAGCAUGCGAGGAUGCUACAUGGCGGGCACCACCGUGGUCCUGGCGGCCAUGAUAGCCUUUAGCCUGCUACGUGACCUGACGUGGCUCACGGUCGUCAUGGGCGCGUGGGGCUGCGGCGUGGGCGCCUUCAUGAGCAUCUACAGCCUGAUCAUGGUGGAGUACGUGGGCCUGGAUCAGCUGGUCCCGACGCUAGGGGUCAGCGGCCUCUUCAACAGCUUCGGCUUCUUGGUCUCCGGGACGCUCACGGGCUACAUGCGCGACGUGAGCGGCAGCUACGCCGUCAGCAUCUGGAUCCUGGCGAGCAGCUCGGGUCUCUCGGUCGCCCUCUGGACGCUGAUGCCCCUCGCCGUCAGGUACGAUCGGCGG
This is a messenger RNA of Penaeus monodon (black tiger shrimp), 1271 nucleotides long. Its product is annotated as monocarboxylate transporter 12-like. Gene Ontology annotation, molecular function: monocarboxylic acid transmembrane transporter activity. NCBI's taxonomy places the organism in Eukaryota, Metazoa, Arthropoda, Malacostraca, Decapoda, Penaeidae. The record is from RefSeq and is a predicted model, not a curated record. Gene Ontology annotation, biological process: monocarboxylic acid transport; transmembrane transport.